AUACUUUCGCUGCGGAAUCAAAAGGUCAGAAGCUAGAGCUUACUUGACGACACUUUGAGAUAAGAUAAGGGCGAGAUAGAAAACACCACACACUAUAAAUACGCUCGAAACGGAACAUAAAUCACAGUCGUAUUUGGAUCAUGGCAGGAAUCACAGUAUCGGAAUUGAAUCGUUGUCUCCAGGCUUGUGGAUUCGAUGCACUGGGCGAUAGUCUGGCUUCGACAAUCACUGGAAAGAUCAACGGAUCAAUCGGCAGUCGCAAUGAGGCGGCCAUGUUUAUUGCUCAGUUAUUCCACGAGAGCAACGGCUUUAAGUACCGGGAAGAGAGAAGUCGUGGUGCAGGACAACCUUACCCCCCGUACUACGGUCGAGGAUACAUACAGUUGACCUGGGACUACAACUAUCGUGCAGCGUCCAAAUAUUUGUACGGCAAUGAAAGUGUUUUGUUGAAUGACCCGGAUCGGGUAUCUAGAACCCCGGAAGUUAGCAUGGAUGUAUCUACCUGGUUCUGGAAAACAAUAGUUCGUCCCAAAGCGGCACCGUUCGACAAUUUUUACCGCACAACCGGCGCUAUUAAUGGAGCAUUGGAACCUCCUGGUAGUGAGCUUGCAAGACGACGUUACAAUUUGUAUUGCAAGGUAGCUCAGGUGCUAGAUGCUUAUCCUUUGGCUCGCGAAUGCUAGACAAUGAAGUGUUUUAUUUACGUCAAAAAGUUUGGCUAAAGCUCUGGAAAUGAAAUAAAUGUGUAGUGCAAAACUACGAAGU
This is a messenger RNA of Malaya genurostris, 765 nucleotides long. RefSeq lists its product as uncharacterized. Lineage: Eukaryota; Metazoa; Arthropoda; Insecta; Diptera; Culicidae. The record is from RefSeq and is a predicted model, not a curated record. Gene Ontology annotation, molecular function: chitinase activity. The transcript has a single exon. The coding region runs from base 141 to 683 and encodes 180 amino acids. Gene Ontology annotation, biological process: chitin catabolic process; cell wall macromolecule catabolic process.